GCUUCAGUGUCACUGACACCGCCGAAGCCCUGGAUUUUCACUCAAAUCCCAGGUCUGGAUGGGUUGUGGCAGUGAUCUUUAGAAAUCGCAUAUGAUGAUUGAGACUGGAUUUUGCAUUACUGGAGAAAUUUUCGGCAAAACUUAAUUUGAACAAGAUUAGGAGUCUCUAGCUUGUUUGUAAGUGUACCUGCGAGUGCGGCAGACCGCGAAGGUGACGAAUGAAGCGGAAUUCUACUUGUUGUGAUGAGAGGUUCUAUGCGAUAUGGCCAUCAGAAUAAGACGAUUCGAUGCACCGUCUGGUGACUUUGAUAAACGUUAACCGAUGGGAAAGCACAAAGAUGUUUUUCUCAGCUUGCCGGAAGAGGCUGGAUCUUGGCCCGAUGUUGAGUACGUACGAACGUUUCAGCUGUUCCUUGAAAAUUACCAUGGAGAUGCUAUAGAAGCUCUUCUGUUUGCUGAAGAUGCGGCCCUUCAUUAUUCCCUCGUUGUGCAAUUUGCUGAAUUUCUGGAUGCAUGUCCAGUUGUGGCCAAUCAUCUUUUCUUCCUACCACACAAACUCCUCUCUCUCUUUGAUGAUGGAGUUCGUGAGGCACAGAUAGCUGCAUUUGAGGCUCAUAAGCAGAAACGGAGUAUGACAGUGAAAGAGAACACGCAUAUAAGAUUGAACGUGCAUGGUUCAGCCUUCGAGUGCCCUGAGACAAAGCCUAAUAUUGGACGCGUUCGGGUUAAGGAUGUUGGAAGGCUCCUCACACUUAAAGGAACUGUAAUACGAUCAGGUGCAGUAAAAAUACUAGAAGGAGAGCAAGAAUAUGAGUGUGGCAAGUGCAAAUUCAGAUUUAAGGUGGAACCCGAGCUAGACUUGGGAAAUACUGUCCAGCUUCCACCAAUCUGCCCGUCAGAGAAGCAUAAAGCUUGUCCUGGGACAAAGUUCAAACUGGUUGAAGGCACCAUGUCGGUUUGCCAUGAUUAUCAAGAAAUCAAGAUUCAAGAAAGUAUGCAGACGCUAGGAAUGGGUUCAAUUCCACGUUCAAUUGUGGUUGUUCUUGAGGACGAUCUGGCGGAUACUGUAAAGGCCGGUGAUGAGGUUAUGGUGACUGGUCCACUCUUUGCGAAGUGGCGCACACCCGCACCAGAUGCACGCUGUGACUUGGAGCUCAUGCUCCUUGCCAAUUACAUCAGAAAAGCCAACGAGUUGAAGACAACUGUGGAAGUGUCUCCGCACAUGAUUCAGCAAUUUAAGGACUUUUGGCAACGUUUUUCAGACAACCCUUUUAAAGGUCGUAACACUAUUUUGCAGAACAUUUGCCCUCAAGUGUAUGGACUAUUCACUGUCAAGCUCGCCGUUGCUUUGACACUUAUAGGCGGGGUACAACAUAUAGACGCAUCUGGUACAAGAGUUCGAGGAGAGUCACAUCUACUUCUUGUGGGUGACCCAGGAACAGGUAAAUCACAGUUCCUUAAGUAUGCGGCGAAACUGAGUCAUCGGUCAAUUAUGACCACAGGCCUGGGUAGUACUAGUGCUGGACUUACAGUGACUGCUGUCAAGGAUGGAGGAGAUUGGAUGCUGGAAGCGGGGGCUCUUGUGCUAGCUGAUGGAGGCCUUUGUUGUAUAGACGAAUUCGACAGUAUUCGAGAGGCUGACAGAGCUACUAUUCAUGAAGCUAUGGAGCAGCAAACAUUGAGUGUGGCCAAGGCAGGGCUUGUGACUACUCUCAACACACGAACAACCGUGUUUGGUGUCACCAACCCGAAAGGUCAUUACGAUCCAUCGCAACCCCUAACUGUUAACACAACAUUGUCUGGACCGCUUCUGAGUCGUUUUGAUGUCGUUCUGGUUCUUUUGGACACAAAGAAUCCUGAGUGGGACAAGAUUGUCUCAUCUCACAUACUCGCAGAGCACACAAAAGUAGAUGAAUCAGACAGCAGCAAUGGUAGCUCUGACAUCUGGACAAUGGCCAUGUUGCGGAGCUAUAUCCGAUACGUACGGGAAGAGUUCAAACCAUCUCUUACACCUGAAGCUAGCCGUGUUAUUUCCAGCUAUUACCAGCUGCAGCGGCGUUCCGCUUCUACAAAUGCAGCUAGGACAACAAUACGAAUGCUUGAAAGUUUGAUUAGACUAGCACAAGCACAUGCGAGGCUCAUGUUCAGGGGAGAGGUCAUUCAAGAAGAUGCCAUAGCAGCAGUUAUUUGUGUGGAAUCUUCAAUGACGACGUCCGCUAUCCUGGAUGGAAUGGGCAAUGCCCUCCAUUCCAGCUUUGCAGAUAACCCUGAUGAGGAAUAUGCGAAACAGGAGCGAGAAAUUUUGUCUAAACUCGGCUUGCUUAUAAAUACUCCAUCGAACGGGCCUCCCGGGGAUUCCACAAACAAUUUCCAAGUUCCCCAAAGGCGGGCGCCACGGAGUUACUACGAUGCAGGCGUAACUAGUGCUGGUAACGAGGAUCCUAUCACCACUCAACAGCGGCAACCAUAUGUUAGUGCUCUUAAUACGAGCGGCCUCGCCCUCAGCCGCCUAAGAAAGGUUCCGCCUACAGAGAAUCUGUCAGGUUCGCAAGCCAAACGACCAAAAGAUACUCAAGCUGCUGCGCCUAGUGGUGAAGCUGGUGGGUUACAGUCUCGGUCGGUACUGAAUAAGCUGCGAAAUCCUUUUGCGAGCACUAAUGGCCAGACUCAACCCACCACAUUGAUAGCUCCUACUCAAACAGAGGAGGGUUUGCUGCUAGGCACUCAACGCCAAGCUGAAGAUCCUCGCUGAUCUACCAAAGUUGUAGCAUUUCUUGAAUACUUUCAUUCAAUAAAUGUUUGUAUUCGUUCCCAAGCCUGUGUUACACUAUAAGAGAAUUAUGUAUCAUCACGUUAUUACA
Messenger RNA from Physcomitrium patens, 2861 nucleotides. Lineage: Eukaryota; Viridiplantae; Streptophyta; Bryopsida; Funariales; Funariaceae. The record is from RefSeq and is a predicted model, not a curated record.